Brassica napus (rape) is the source of this 2865-nucleotide messenger RNA. RefSeq lists its product as uncharacterized. The transcript has 3 exons. The record is from RefSeq and is a predicted model, not a curated record. Lineage: Eukaryota; Viridiplantae; Streptophyta; Magnoliopsida; Brassicales; Brassicaceae. Bases 1 to 2865 code for a protein of 954 amino acids. Gene Ontology annotation, molecular function: zinc ion binding; nucleic acid binding.
AUGGUUUCGUCUGUGGCUCUUUCGCUUACCCCCGAUCCUCCGGACGAAGACGAUAUGGUCUCUCCCGACUCAAAAUCGCCUCCUCCUCUCAUAAGCUCAUCAGCUCCAGCGGCUAUCCCAAACCUUCGCAAGAUCUCAUCUCCCACUUGUGAGAUAGAUGGGAUUCCGGUGGUUCUCGCUCCAGAUUCGGUGGUUCUUCAAGCCUCUGAGGCCUGGAAAGACCACAUUAUUGCUCAUUUCCAUGGUCGUUGCCCGUCUCCAUCAAAGAUAUACGACGAUUUGAAUCCGGUUUGGGGUAAACAUGGGAACAUUACGGUUCGAACUCUUUCGCAGACGGCGGCUCUAAUCUUUGUUCCUUCUACGGCAUCUCGUGAGUGGGUGCUACAAGUGGGUUACUGGCAAGUUGACAAAUGUGCUUUGACGGCCCUGCCUUGGACCCCUGGAGCUUCUUUGGAGUUACAGGACUUGGUUACAGCUCCCACAUGGGCGGUGCUCAAGAACGUUCCUCCGCAGCUGUAUUCCUUGGAUGGAAUUAGUGUGAUUGCCAGUGGCAUUGGUGAACCGUUGCAUACUGAAAACUCAAGGUUGGAACCGUUCUAUUUCGGUGACACGAAAGUGAAGGUGGAAAUCAAGUUGGAAGCUCUUCCUCCUUUGGCAGUCAUUGUUAGAGACACUCAAGGCUACUCUGUUCGAGUCAAUGUGGAGUACACUCGCUUGCCUCCUAAAUGUUGUAACUGUGGUAAAUUCGGCCACAUGCUCAAGUACUGCACCAUCCCAAUUCAUAGGAAAAAUUUCAAGCAGCACCAAAGUAUGCCUCGUGUAUCUUCUUCUGCGGCUCAGGUUACAGUUGAGAACAAGGACCUUUCUGCACCGGAUUCGGGUUCCAUUAUGGAAUUGGAGAAGGAUUCAAACGAUACCCCAAUUUCUGAUGACCCCUCCUUUCAGGUUCUGCCUCAGGUUGUGGAAGAUGUCGCAUUAGCAAGCUCCUCUAAAAGUGUUGCCGGUGUGGCCUCUCCCCAGAAGAAGCCUUCAGUACUAUACUUAAGUCAUAGAAAGGACAAGAAUAAAAAGCUUCGAGUCCCAAGCGAUCCUGCUCAUGAGCAGGUGGUUGUUGAUACGGCUUCAGAUUCUCACCCUCAGGCACCACUGGAUGUUCACUCUUUUCAGUCAUUGAAUAACCAGGCUCUGCCGCCGGACAUUGCUUUGGAAGAGGGUGAAAUCCCCUUCCAACCCUCUCCUGUUGCACUAAAGAAGGCAAGAAGGAUUAAACGUCAGGAAGCGCUCCUAGCAGCAGCCUCUCCUUCUUCAGCUGUCUCCCUCUUGUUCUCAUCUAUCCGAGGAAAGGGUUUUAAUCAAACAGCUCGGCAACGUUUUGUAAAGUCUUGGCUCACGAAUAAUAAGCCGGUCUUUGGGGGUAUCUUAGAGAAUAGAGUCUCAGAGGAGAAUGCACCGUCAAUCAUGGCUUCCACCUUCCCUGGCUGGAGGUGGGACAAUAAUUACUCUUACUCUGAUCUCGGCAGGAUUUGGAUUAUCUGGGAUCCAGCUGUAUCAGUGGUGGUUUAUAAAAAGACAGCUCAGUUUAUUUUGUGUGGGGUUUUUGAUCCGGCUACUGGAACGUCCUUUUCAGUGGCGGUUGUCUAUGGCUUCAAUACUGAAGCUCAGCGUAGCGAGCUGUGGCAGGACCUGACAACAGUUAAUACCAACUCUCCUCUCUCGUCUAGUGCUUGGCUUUUGUUGGGGGAUUUUAAUCAAAUCCUUUCCUCCGACGAACACUAUUCUAUAGAGGCUUAUGAUCCUCCAGUUAGAGGCAUGGAGGAGUUUCGAACUUUCUUGGAUUCAAAUGAUCUUACUGAUCUCAACUGCAGGAGAACUUUCUACACUUGGAAUAAUUCCAGACCGGAGGAUCCUAUUUUGCGGAAAUUAGACAGAGCAUUAGUCAAUCCAGUUUGGAUUCAUCAGUUCCCGGAAUCUCUGGCGAUCUUCGAUCCUCCAGGCGAUUCCGAUCAUUCACCGUGCCUAGUCUCACUAUCUCCUUCAGAGCACUCUGGUAGAAAGAGCUUUAAGUACUUCUCCUUCGUCUCUACACAUUCUGAAUUUCUGCCCCGGUUGCAAGCCUCUUGGAGUCAAUCUGUCGGUACAGGUUCUAAGCUCUUUCUUUUGGGUCAGCGAUUGAAGCUAGCUAAAGAGUGUUGUCGUAAUCUGAAUAGAGAAGGGUUUGGUAAUAUUCAGCAACGUACUAAGGAUGCCCUAGUAGAGUUGGAAAGGAUUCAGAAUGCACUACUCACUGUUCCGACACCAGACCUGGUAACGGAGGAGUCUCAAGCUCGAGAGGUUUGGUCUUUCUUUGCUUCAACGCAAGAGAAUUUUUUCAAGCUUAAAUCAAGAAUUCGUUGGCUUAAAGAAGGGGAAUCAAACACUAGAUUCUUCCAUCGUGUGGUUAUGAACAGACAGUCUUGGAAUGCUAUCCGAUACCUUAGGAACUCCUCGGGUCUUCGGAUCUUCAAUCAGGAACAAAUCAAAGGCAUGACUGUGGCUUAUUUUAAGAAUCUCUUAGGUUCAGAUAACAGGGGAAUUGAGCCGAUGUUAGUGGAUCAGAUUCGCCUCUUGCAUCCUUUCAGAUGCUCUGACUCCUUAGCCUCUGAACUAACUCGUCUCCCAACUGAUGAAGAGAUCAAGGAAGUGUUUUUCAAACUGCCUAAGUCCAAAGCUCCGGGUCCAGACGGUUUCUCCGUGGAGUUUUUUCUAGAUGCAUGGGAGGUAGUUGGAGAAGAUUCUAUUCAAGAUGUUAAGGAGUUUUUCUCCUCAGGGAGAAUGCUUCGGAAGUUUAAUGCUACUACUAUUGCUCUCUUGCCCAAGAUGACAUGA